This is a messenger RNA of Exophiala aquamarina CBS 119918, 1035 nucleotides long. RefSeq lists its product as uncharacterized. The coding region runs from base 1 to 1035 and encodes 344 amino acids. The transcript has 2 exons. Gene Ontology annotation, cellular component: mitochondrion. Gene Ontology annotation, biological process: L-valine catabolic process. The record is from RefSeq and is a predicted model, not a curated record. Gene Ontology annotation, molecular function: NADP binding; NAD binding; 3-hydroxyisobutyrate dehydrogenase activity. NCBI's taxonomy places the organism in Eukaryota, Fungi, Ascomycota, Eurotiomycetes, Chaetothyriales, Herpotrichiellaceae.
AUGGCGUUGGAUCUUGGAUUCAUCGUUCUGAUCAUUUUCGGGCCAGGUAUUGGGAAUAUGGGGUUCCACAUGGCCGGGAACGUGCGCAGGAAAAUGUCAUCUUCUGCGACACUGCAUAUUUUUGAUGUCAACAUUGAAGCCUGUAGAAGAUUUCAAUCUACUUUUGAGCGCCACGGGCAUAUCGACAUCGCCAGAUCAUCCAAAGAUGUGGCCGAGCAAUCGGCAAUACUCAUAUCAAUGGUCCCAAUGGACCAGCAUGCACAGUCGGUAUAUCUCGAUCCAGACGUUGGUGUCAUUGCCGCUUCCAAGCGCCCGGAUCGCCUGAUAUUGGAGUGUAGCACCAUCAAUAUCACUACCGCACAAGGUAUUGGUCAACGAAUUAUGAAUGCCGACGUCGGCCAGUAUAUUGAUUCACCGGUCUCCGGAGGCGUGCGUGGAGCUGAAGCUGGGACUCUAUCGUUCUUCUUAGGACAUAUUGCCGGUACCGAUUCUAUCACACAAAAUGCCCGUGAAACAGUCUCUUGGAUGGGCUCCGCGGACCGAAUUAACUUUUGCGGACGCUUGGGUGAUGGUCUGGUGUGUAAGAUCGUGAACAACUACAUCGGGCUCACUAAUCUAGUUGUGGCAGCCGAAGGCCUGGCAUUUGGACUGAAGCAUGGCGUCGAAAAGCACACACUAUACAAGUGCAUCAAAGGCUCCAGUGGUGACUCGUGGGCAUUGAAUUUUGCCAACCCAGUGCCGGGGAUUGUUCCCGAAAGUGCUUCCAGCCAUGGUUUCAAGGCUGGAUUCACUUCAAAAUUAUGUGCGAAAGAUAUUAAGCUGGGUAUUAAGGCAGCACAGCAAGUUGGUCUUGAUCCAAAAAUGGGUGAAGUAUCCGUAAAAUACUAUGAAAGAGCGGACGAAGAUCCAAGAACAGCGGUGAGUCUCUCCAGACAUAUGCUAUUGACCAGAAAAAAUAUUACAAAGCUAACGAUGGGAUGUGCCAGGGUCUUGACUGCUCUUCUAUAUGGCUACAUAUCAAUGACGACGCAUUGA